AUGUUAGAACAAACCCCACUGAGUGUUUUAUCCCAUUAUGCAGGUGAUCAUCAUGUCAUUUUCGAUACUGAUAUUGGUAUUGAUGAUGUAUUUGCCCUGACCAAUUUUACAGCGACACAAACUUUAUCAUUUCCUUCCGUGUUGGGAAGACCACAUUCCAUCAAUGUUUGUGCAGUGAGUAUUGUCAAGGGACUUUCAUUGAAUUUGGAAAAGGCAGCCGAAUGUAUUCAGAGAAUACAACAGGAUACUGGAUUUUUAAAGAAGGGAACCAAGUUAUUUGUUGGAGCUAUGGAGAGAAUGGAUCCUGUGAAUGGGCAUUGUUUCUCCGAAGCACAAUGGUAUAAGGAUUAUGAAUUUGAGAGGGUUCAUAAUGAGUUGGGAGAUUUGGCCAAGUUGAAUCCAUUGAAUGCUAUUGGUGAUUUAGAAAUUAUUGGAAAUGACAAUUAUGUUGAGGAAAUGAUUAAAUUGAUGGAAGGUGCACCUGAUAAUUAUUUCACAUGGUUCAGUAUUGGACCAAUGACUAAUUUGGCACGAUUAUUAGUGAAUGAACACCAUAGAAAGAUAGUCCAGCAAAAACUUAAAAUGAUUGUUAUUAUGGGAGGUGCCAUUUUCACCAAUGAACCAGCCAACGAAGUCAAUCAAAGUGAAACUAAUUUCUUUUGUGAUGGAAAAGCUGCCAAGAUGGUAAUUGAAUAUUUGAGUGAAAAAGUCUACCUGUUUGAAUUAUCAGUCGCCAAUUUACACGUCAUUGAUGCAGAAAAUCUAAAAAUUCUGGUUGACUUGAUUAACAAGACUGACGAUUUGGACAAAAUCCCUCCAAUUGUAAAAUUGAGAAGAGAAUUCCUCAAAAUUUCCUUAGAGUCAUGCACCUACGAUACAUGCACAUCAACUUUUCUAUUAUAUCCUCAACUAUUCGAACUGAAACAGGUACCAGUUAUACUCUAUGAUGAAAAACCAAAAGAAGGCAUUAUAGAACUGGUGGAAAAUGCAUCUGAAACCGAUUCCACUCCACUAACCAAAAUCUGGUGUGCCACCAAACUCAAUCAAUCUCUCUAUUUUGAACUCAUUAAGGAACGUGUCUGUAAUUAUACCGAAUACUAUUCAUUGUAA
Messenger RNA from Naegleria gruberi, 1110 nucleotides. RefSeq lists its product as uncharacterized. The record is from RefSeq and is a predicted model, not a curated record. NCBI's taxonomy places the organism in Eukaryota, Heterolobosea, Eutetramitea, Acrasida, Naegleriidae. Gene Ontology annotation, molecular function: purine nucleosidase activity. Gene Ontology annotation, biological process: purine nucleoside catabolic process. The transcript has a single exon. Gene Ontology annotation, cellular component: cytosol. The coding region runs from base 1 to 1110 and encodes 369 amino acids.